Messenger RNA from Drosophila albomicans, 411 nucleotides. RefSeq lists its product as uncharacterized. The coding region runs from base 122 to 343 and encodes 73 amino acids. NCBI's taxonomy places the organism in Eukaryota, Metazoa, Arthropoda, Insecta, Diptera, Drosophilidae. The record is from RefSeq and is a predicted model, not a curated record. The transcript has a single exon.
UUUUCUCUCAGUUGUGUAUUAUUGUUCAUUCGGAUCAGUUCGUAAAAGUCUAAAUUUCUUUUUUCUUUUUUUUUGAGAUUGUCCCUCAUUCGAAAUUUAAGAGAUCUUUUUGCCUCACAAGAUGUCUGACGAUAAACCCUUCAAUCCUUUCUACAUUGGACCACAUCCGAGCAUGGCAUGUGCUCCAACAGAGACCUCAACAGCGAAUCAGUGCACCGAUACAGCAAAGGAAGAGAAGCAGGAUGCACAGUCUACUACUGCUACAGCUGCUACAGCUGCCAAUGGGGAAGUGAAGCCUUGCGACUCAGAGCCUUGCAAAGAAGGAGAAGCGCAGCAAAGUUAGCAAAUAACACGAAGAGGGACAAUCGCAUCGCACCAGCUAAUUAAAUUCAGAAAUUCAUUGUGCAUGAA